Molecule: messenger RNA, 4674 nt
Organism: Rotaria sp. Silwood1
Lineage: Eukaryota; Metazoa; Rotifera; Eurotatoria; Philodinida; Philodinidae
Source: the annotation of a GenBank genome assembly
AUGUUUCCAGGCUUUAUACAAGGAGCACUUUUAGCUGUUGUUAUUAUUCUUACUCAAACAACUAAACGUAUACAUUGUGAUGAUACAUCAUCCAAUGUUGACGACAGUCAUGUUCUUCUAUUAACGAAAGAUACAUUUGAUGAUGCUUUGAAGAGUAAUAAGCAUUUAUUUGUUAAAUUUGUUGCACCAUGGUGUGAUCAUUGCAAAGCAUUGUCACCAGCUUAUGCCGCUGCUGCUAAACAAUUAGUGGAUUUCGGUAUUAAUAUUAAAUUAGCUAGUGUUGAUGGAACUAUUGAACACGAUUUAGCACAAAAAUAUGAUGUUAAAGUUUAUCCGACAAUCAAAUUCUUUAGUAAUAGUACAACAUUUGACUAUACUGGUGGACGUGCACCAGAUGAUAUUAUUAGUUGGUUAAAGAAGAAAACAGGACCAGCAGCUGAGGAAUUAAAAACUAUUGAUGAUCUAAAAAAAUUGAAAGAAGCUAAUGAAGUUGUUGUCAUUGGUGCUUUCAAAGAUACAGAUGGUGAUGCUGCUACUUCAUUUCUUCAAGUAGCAGAAACAAUUGAUCGUAUUCCAUUUGGUAUAACAUCAAAUCAAGAUGUUCUUAAAGAACUUGAUAUUAAACAAGAUACAAUUGUGCUCUUAAAAAAAUUCGAUGAAGGUCGUAAUGAUCUUACAGCAACAAUUGAUGAAGGUUCUAUACGUGAAUUUAUUCAAGCGAAUCAACUUCCAAUUGUUGUUGAUUUUAAUGCUGAAGUAAGAGAAAACUAUACCUCCAGAACAUUUGUCGUCCACGACUAUGGAGGAAAAGCACUGAGCAAAAGUAUGAGCAAAGUUCUAAGCCCUCAAUGGCCGGGUGAACCAAAUGGUCCAGGAUAUCACAAUUUUAAAAAUCCUAAUAGUCUUCAAAGUAGAUAUUUCAAUUUAUACAAUACUAUAAGCGAAAAUUUAUCUGAUUUUAUCGGUGAUCAGGAGCCAGUAGUAUUUGUAUCAAGUAUGACUACAGGUUUCAGAGUUUAUAAAAGUAAUGGAACUUAUAUAAACCUUACAGGUUAUAGCAACUACGGUGCGUUAUAUUUUGGAUAUACUAAUGAUCACGGAGGUGGUCGUAGAGGACCCGGAUCUGAAAACUUUAUCGUUUCAAGUACUUCUGAAAUGACAUUAUAUGGAAUGGGUGCAUUACGAAAUAACUUUGUGAAUUUUACUCCGGCAUACCUAUCUGUCCGAUCAAUGCAGGAUAUUGAAAAAGAAAUUUCUAAAUUCAUUAAAUAUACUGGUAUUUUUGGAAACUCUGCAGCAUAUGAUGAUACUUCGGAAUGUGCUUCCGGAUGUUUUGCAGCAAAUCCUGGAGCCGUUUCAGAUUUAGUAGAUUGGACAAAAGCACCGAACAGCUAUAUUUUCACAGGGAAAGAUAAAAACGGCAGCGAAGUUGACGGCCUUUACAUUCCUGUAAAAAAAGCCUAUGAAAUGUGGUCUAAAGGAGGUGAAUUCAUGAAAAGCGAAAACGGAAAUUACACUCCUAUUCCAUCUGGAACUGCAAAAGCUGGUUUGUAUUGGGAGGAUGAACCCGGAUUGAUUAAGUGUAUUACUUUAGAAGGAACAGGUGAAAAUGCUAAAAUUAAAGUCUUAGUUAAUAAACUUAAAGAAGGAAAUGCCGUAGUAUCUUAUCGAGUAAAUGAUAAAGUUUACUGGACUUGGCACGUUUGGGUAACAGAUGAUCCAACUGCGAAUGGUAGUACUUACCGUCUGGGUUUCGAGAAAGAUAAAAAUGGAAACCCUGUUACAGAGUGGAAAUGGAUGGACAGAAAUCUAGGUGCAACAAGUGCAAACUUCUUAGGUAACAACUGGCAUAAAUCUCAGGGGUUACAAUACCAAUGGGGAAGAAAAGACCCAUUCCCUGCUCUUACACACAAAGAUGGCACACUGUACGAAAUUUCUGGAGAAAUCGGUAACAUUAGACACGUAGGAGCUGUUUAUAAAACAGGAUCAACUUCUGCAUUACCAGUAAAAUAUAGAGGAAACUUAUACCCACAAGACAAUACAGGAUUUGAUACGCCAAAUGGAAAUAUUCGUUAUUCUGUUCAAAAUCCAAUUCAUAUGAUCAUUCCACCGCUUUAUGUUAAAAAAUAUAAUGAGACGGUGAAUAAUAAUGGAGAAGAUAUGUUUGUUCAAAACAGUGGCAAUACAUGGUAUCACCAAAGACGUACAACAUGGUUCUCUAAGCAGAAAUACAGAAACGAAUUCAGCACAGAUCCUUCAAAAAAUGUUGCCUGGGAUCUUUGGGGUGACACUCGUGGUGGCAAGAUAAGUGACCUAAAUAACCCUCAAUUAGCUGAAGAAAGUAAGCGCUACGCAAUGAAAUCUCCUUAUGACCCUUGUCCGUGUAACUGGAGAGUACCAUCAUACUAUGAUAAUAUUGGCAGCCAUAGCAAUGACAAUAACGCUUCACCUUGGGGAAGAAUUGGAGGCGCGAAUGAUGUGGACACCUUUACUUCUAACCCUUCAACAUCAAGUACAAGAUUCCCUGGAAUUAAGAUAUAUCCCGGUUUAGGAUAUGAUUUUACAGGCGUUGCAGAUCGUAAUUUAGGAUUAAUUCCAAUUAAUGGAAACUAUGAGUAUUAUCCUAAUUAUGUUACGAUUAAAAGUAUAAAUACUUCAGGAUUAGUAACACCUAAAAUGUUCUAUCAAGAUGGUUCUUCUGAUGGUGCAUUAGGUUCUUCUACCUUUUCAGUGGGCGCAGCUGGUGGCGGACCUUGGUAUGGACCGAGAGGACUUGGUUAUGUUUCAGAUCCAGGAAAUGUUCAAGAAACUGCUAAUAAUUUUGGAUGGUAUACUAUGAACUCUGUUUCACAUGAUGGAAACACACACGAAACAGGUGGAAUCAGAUGUAUUAAAGACCCGAAUAACGCUUAUAUGCCAACUGCUUUUGCAACUGAAUUUAUUAGCAGCCCAAAUGAAGAAUACGCAUUAUCUACUCUAAUUAGCUGGACAAAAGAUCCGAACAGCUAUGUAGAAUAUACUAACAGCUCAGUGACAACAGCAAGUCCGGCAGAUAAAGACCGCGUUAUUGAUAUUCCUUUACGUAAGGCGUAUGCAAUGUAUAAAUUACAUCUAAGUACAACAGAGGAAUAUCCUCAAGGAAAUAUUAAAUCAGGCUCUGUAGUAUGGACUACCAAUACAGGUCUGAUACAGAAUAUGGAAAUAAUCGAUGGAACUAAGGAAACGGCUAAACUUAGAGUUACUUUAAAUGAAAAUCAAUACGGUAAUGCUGUGGCAGCUUUCCACUUAGGGAACUCCGGUCAGUGGGCAAAUGGAAAAAUGCAGGAUCCUAUUAUCUGGAGCUGGCAUGUCUGGGCUCCUGAAACAAUGAUUGGUUCAUUAGAUUACGAAACGGAAACCUCAGAGAAUGGAGGUAUUAUAAAUGGUUCUAAUACAGCUUUUGUAAAUCCUGUGAAAAGUAUUGCCGUUCCAUUGAAGACUACUUUCAUGGAUAGAGACUUAGGAGCUUUAAUGAUGUUCCCGGAAGAAGCUUCUGCAGGUAGUGCAUCAUAUAUUUACAGCUUCAUCCCUCAAAUCAGUAAAAGUGGAGGGUUACAUUUCCAAUGGGGAAGAAAGGACCCUCUUCCUGUCCUCAUCAAUGCCGGAGGACAUUAUGAUUUCGGCACAGCAGUAGGAAGCCAGGGAAGUAUUUAUAAGAAUAUGACCAGAUACACAAUCCGUAUUCAGAGUGGACCGAUAAGUGAUGGAAUGAUUCCUUAUUCAGGAAUAAUUGACAGUACAAGUUAUACUACAAAUUAUGCUAAAGAAUUUUCAACCGAUUAUUCUUCAAUAUUUUCAUCAGCAGAUUCUAAAAAAGAUAAAAUAAAGAAAGUAUUGAUGUAUUCUGUAAAUAAUCCAUUAUACUUCUUAUAUCAGAAUCCUUCUAAUGAAACCGAUCGAUUUAAAAAAGUUCGUGACUGGCUAUCUGAUGAAAACGGGCAGUUUACAGACAGAUGGGGACACGGUACAGAAAAAUCACCUUUCGAUCCAUGUCCUGAAGGAUGGAGAGUUCCUGAUACUUUCAGUUCCAGUAUGCAUUCUACGUUACCUCUGCUAAACAAUUUCUAUUCUCACUGGUCAUUUUCUCAUGGAAGCAAUCCUUGGUAUUAUAAUGGUUAUCAGGCUUCAGGUACAGGACAAUACGGAUUAGCACCUUCAAGUGUAUAUCAGGCUAAAAGAGAUGCUUAUUCACCUGCAAACAAAUUCUAUCCGGGAAGCAGAUCUGCGAUUUCCAAUUACCCUGCUACCAGAUUUGGAUUUGUGUUCAAUAACAACAGAUAUAAAAUUGGUAACUAUGCCAACAAUGGAAUCAGAGGCUUCGAAGGAGGAAAAGAUCUUACUUUGGUCACAAUUGACGGUACAAGCAGAUUAAGAUUUAGCAUGUCCGGAGUAUGGACUGCAUCGCCUACCGAUGUUUAUUCUGGAACAGCGAUAGGAUUACAUUUCAACAUAGAAUCGUCAGCUGAGUUUAAUAUGCAGACCGGAUAUCCGUAUUAUCCUCAGGCAGCAAUGUCUUGCCGUUGUGCAAAAAUCAAGUAUGAUGGAAAUGGAAAUGAAAUAGGAAGAUACGAACCAACAGCUAUUGAAGUUCCAAAAAAUGCAACUACAAAAGCAUCAAAUGUUCUUCCCAGCUAG